This is a messenger RNA of Odobenus rosmarus divergens (Pacific walrus), 2471 nucleotides long. RefSeq names its product nucleolar protein 11 (gene NOL11). The record is from RefSeq and is a predicted model, not a curated record. The transcript is spliced from 18 exons. NCBI's taxonomy places the organism in Eukaryota, Metazoa, Chordata, Mammalia, Carnivora, Odobenidae. Gene Ontology annotation, biological process: maturation of SSU-rRNA. The coding region runs from base 11 to 2152 and encodes 713 amino acids. Gene Ontology annotation, molecular function: RNA binding; protein binding. Gene Ontology annotation, cellular component: nucleus; nucleolus.
UUUGCCCAAAAUGGCAGCUUUGGAAGAGGGUUUCACGUUGUCUGGGGUACCCUUGGGUGCCGGGCCUCACGGACUCCUAGGCGUGGAGCAGAGCGACAAAACAGACCAGUUUCUAGUGACGGACGGCGGCAGGACCGUCAUCCUCUAUAAGGUUUCUGAUCAGAAACCCUUGGGAAGCUGGUCAGUGAAACAAGGUCAAAUUAUAACAUGUCCAGCUGUGUGCAACUUUCAAACUGGAGAGUAUAUUGUUGUACAUGAUAAUAAGGUUUUGAGAAUAUGGAGUAAUGAAGAUGUAAACCUGGAUAAAGUGUUUAAAGCUACAUUGUCAGCUGAGAUAAAUAGGAUACAUUCAAUACAAGGGACAGAACCUUUAGUACUCUUCAAGAAAGGUGCUGUUCGUGGUUUAGAGGCCUUGCUUGCAGAGCCCCAGCAGAAAAUUGAAACUGUUAUCUCUGAUGAAGAAGUGAUUAAGUGGACAAAGAUUUUCAUGGUAUUUAGGCAUCCUGUUUUAAUCUUUAUUACUGAAAAACACGGAAAUUACUUUGCUUACAUACAAAUGUUUAACUCACGUACCUUAAGCAAAUACACGCUCUUACUUGGACAAGAAGAAAAAUCUGUUAUACAGAGUUUCAGUGCAUCUGUGGACCAGAAAUUCAUCUCUUUGAUGUCAUUAAGCUCUGAUGGGUGUAUAUAUGAAACCUUGAUACCAAUACAUCCAAGUGACCCAGAAAAAAAUCAGAGGGUGGUUAGGUCACUGUUGCUCAAGACCGUGGUGUCUGGUAAUGCUCGAAAUGGUGUUGCACUCACCGUCCUGGAUCAAGAUCACCUAGCGGUCCUAGGACCACCGCUACCAGCUUCCAAGGAAUGCCUCUCCAUAUGGAACACAAAAUUUCAAACACUACAGACUUCCAAAGAGCUACCACAGGGGACUAGCGGUCAACUCUGGUAUUAUGGGGAAAAUUUAUUUAUGCUACAUGGAAAAUUUCUUACUGUGGUUCCAUAUAAGUGUGAAGUAUCUUCAUUAGCAGGUGCUCUUGGAAAACUGAAGCAUAGUCAAGAUCCAGGCCCUCAGACUGUGCCUCAUUUUGUAAACUGGGAAACAUCUCAGGGAUAUGGACUUCAGAGCUCAGAGCAUUCGAAGAGAAUUUUAAGGAGAAGAAAAAUUGAAGUGAGUGUACAGCCUCCAGCAUCCAAACAACUUUUGUCAACUAUAAAGAAAGAUUCAGAAAAACACAUUGAAGUAGAACUAUGUAAAUUUUUGGCUAUUAAGCAGACACCUGACUUUCAUACUGUUAUUGGGGACAUAGUAUUAGAACUUCUGGGAAGACAUAAAGCAGAACCAUCAUUUUAUCCCCGGAACUCUCUGAUGCAGCUUGUCCAAACACAUGUGCUUUCUUACAGCCUGUGCCCUGGCUUGAUGGAGGUUGCCCUAGAAAAAGCAGAUGUACAGAUGUUACAGCUCUGUCUACAACAGUUCCCUGACAUUCCUGAGUCAGUCACCUGUGCUUGCUUAAAAAUUUUCUUGAGCAUUAAUGAUGACAGUCUUCAAGAAGCAGAAAUCAAUAUGGAAUCAGUUUCUGACUAUAGUGAUUCUGUGCAAGAGGAGAAAAUGGAAGAGCAAACGGAAAUUCUUCACAAUGGCUUCAGUCCUGAAGAGAACUGUGAUAACUGUGAUCGGGAAUUAAAUGAAAAGUCUCGGGCCGCAGCAGAGGAGACCACUUCGUGCCCUGUGAUACCAAAGAGAGCCGCUCUGCUAAAUGCAAUUCUUCAUUCAGCUUAUAGCGAAAUGUUUCUUCUGCCUCACUUGAAAGACAUCCCGGCACAACAUGUCACUCUAUUUCUCCAGUAUUUGUAUUUCCUUUAUCUGAAGUGUAGUGAAAAUGCUACUAUGACUCUUCCUGGGCUACACCCUCCAACCCUGAACCAGAUUAUGGAUUGGAUAUGUCUACUUCUGGAUGCUAACUUUACUGUUGUGGUAAUGAUACCAGAAGCAAAAAGGCUACUGUUGAGUCUUUACAAGUUUGUGAAAUCCCAGAUAUGCAUUUGUUCCGAGCUCAACAAGAUUGAAGUAAGUUUUCGUGAGCUGCAGAAACUAAGUCAAGAAAAGAACAAUAGAGAAUUAUAUUCAAUUGAAGUGCUGGAACUCUUCUGAUAUUACCAGUUCUCCUUCAUAGACAUUUUAUGAAGCUCUUUCAUGUGAAUUCUACUCAUCCAGACAAGAGAUGUGUUUUGUUUGUGACUGUCUCUCAGUGACAAGAGAAAUGUGACAGCUAGUACCUGGACCAUCACUUACUGAUGCGCCUAGGUUGGACUGUAGGUUUCAUGUGAACCUAUUUUAGUUUAUGGACAGUGGUGGGGAGAGGUUCUGAAACUUUUUUUAAAUAUGUAACUGAGCUGAUUUUAAGUAAACUUAUUUGUGUAUUGAUAAAAAUCUAAUUUCUUACUGUGUGUUUUGAUUAGUUCUUCAUUUA